AUGACAACAACAACAGAGGUCAAUAUAAUCUGUUCAGCCGAUGCCGAUUGUCCAGAUAUGUUAUAUUGCUCAACCAAGGGUCUAUGUUUGGAUCCGUGCAUAAUGCAAUGUGCACAGUCCAAAAUUUGUAUAGUCCGAGCACAUAGGGUUAUGACAUGUAUAUGUUCACAAGGUUUUAUAGGCACUACCACCCACCAAUGCAUACCUCUGAUGGGUGGUAAACCUACAGAAAUGACAACCAUACGUACAGCGACAGACGCCACCGAAUUGACCACCACUGACCUGACGACCCAAGCAACAACUUUGAAAUAUACUACGGCCGAUAUAGCAAAUCAAACGGAAAUGCGUACGAAAUACACCGAAAUUACCGCUGAGGUGGACACUACACUGUCCUAUGACAGCACAACAAAAGCUACCACAUUCAAAGAUACAACUCUCGAACCGGUAGUGAUUGAAAUAGAUGCAACAACUUCAAAAUAUCUAGAAACUGGAGAAUUGACCACUUCAAAGAUUUUUGUAGAUGAAACCACUGUUGGAAGAGGUGAAGAGACAGUGCAAGGAUCUACUUUUAGAGAAGUGGAAGCAACUACUCCAAAAUUAAUUUCCAUUGAGGGCACAACAUUAGCUAAAGAUUUGGUAGAAGAGACAACAAUGGGCAUUGAUUCAGGCAAGGCUACUGAUAUUACUAUAGAAGUUGAGACAACCACUUCGAAAUCGUUAAUAACAGAGGCCAAAGCUGAAGAAACAGCUACACCAAAAGCUAUUGAAACCACAACUACGAGUAAUAAAUAUGAGGGUACCGAAACUACCUUCUACAAGGAAACAACUGAAGGAGUUGAAACAACAACUUUAGAGAUUUCAAAAACUGAUACUACACUAUCAACUCCUAAAGAAAUGGAAACCACAUCUUCAAAAUUAAGUACAGCGGAAGAAACCACAAUGGCUAUUGAAUUAGUAGAAGGAACUACAUUGAAACCAACUGAAAAAUAUGAUACAACUCCAGCAACAACAAAAGAAAUAGGAACAUCCACUCCAACACUUAUUUCAGUAGAUGAAACGACAUUAUCAAAAGAUUUGUUAGAAGAAACAACAAUGGUGGAGCCAUUAGGGGAAGUUACUGUUACCAUUUCAGGAAAAUAUGAUACAACAAUAGCAAUUCCUAAAGAAAUAGGAACCACAACUCUACAAUUAAGUAUAACUGAAGAAACAACAUUAUCUACAGGUUUAAUAGAUGAAACUACAUUAAGUAGUGAAUCAGUGGCACCAAUUGAACAUACACCUGAAAAACCGUAUACCACAACAAGCAUACCUAAGGAUAUCGCAACAUCAACUCCAAAGAUUAGUUUAGAUGAAGAAACCACACUAUCAAUAGAUAUGACAGAAGAAACUACAAUGCGUACGGAAGCGGUGGAAGAGACCACAUUAUCUCAAGUUAUACCACAAGAAACUACAAUGGGAGCUAUGGAAGCAACGGAAAAAUCUACAUUUAAACCAACUACAAUUCCUAAAGAAAUGGAAACAACUACUUCAAAAUUGAUUUCAGCAGAAGAAACAACGUCAUUCAAAGAUUUGGUAAAGGAAACAACAACAGGUAUUCCUAAAGAAAUAGGAACUACUACACAAAAACUGACAACAAUUGGUAAGGAGGAUUUUGAAACGACCACAUAUAAUGAUAUUGAAACUACUCGGUAUGAAGAAACCACAGGAGUUAAGAAAAUUACUACCGAACUACCAGAAACUUAUACUACAUUGGUGACACCUAAAGAAAUGGAAACUACAACUACUCAGAAAAUGGUCACAGCUGUAAAGGAACAACCGAUAACGGACUACACAACAUCAGAAGCGUCAGCAACAUCUAAAGAUAUGCUCGAAGAUACAACUACCUCAAAACUCAUUGAAAUCACUACUAUGAGUGGAAAACUAGGGGAAACAACUACGUUUGUGAAAGAAAUCGAAACCACUACGCCUAUGAGUAUGAUAGAAAUAGCAACAACGCCAACAAUUGCUGAUACUACGUUAAUGAGGGAAACUUCAACAUAUGGAGGAACAGAAACAACCAUGUUUAGAGAGGAAUCAACAAGACCAGCAAUCCCUGAUAUUACUGCAAUGAAAGAGGAAUCUAUGGAAACUUCUACAUAUAGCGGCAUUGAAACAACCACAUAUAGAGAAAAGGUAGGAGAGGAAAUAUCUCCAAAAUCAUCAAUUCCCGAUACUACUGAAAAGAAAGAAGAAUCUAUAGAAACUUCUACCUAUAAAGGAAUUGAAACAACCACAUAUAGAGAAAAGAUAGGAGAGGAAACAACUCCAAAACCAUUAAUUUCUGAUACUACUGAAAAGAAAGAAGAAUCCAUGGAAACUUCUACCUAUAAAGGAAUUGAAACAACCACAUAUAGAGAAACGAUCGGAGAGGAAACAACUCCAAAACCAUUAAUUUCUGAUACUACCGCAAUGAAAGAAGAAUCUAUGGAAACUUCUACAUAUAAGGGAAUUGAAACAACCACAUAUAGAGAAACGGUAGGAGAGGAAACAACUCCAAAACCAUUAAUUUCUGAUACCACUGCAAAGAAAGAAGAAUCUAUGGAAACUUCUACAUAUAAAGGAAUUGAAACAACCACAUAUAAAGAAAUGGUAGGAGAGGAAACAACCCAAAAACCAUUAAUUUCUGAUACUACUGCAAUGAAAGAAGAAUCUAUGGAAACUUCUACCUAUAAAGGAAUUGAAACAACCACAUAUAGAGAAACGGUAGGAGAGGAAACAACUCCAAAACCAUUAAUUUCUGAUACUACCGCAAUGAAAGAAGAAUCUAUGGAAACUUCUACAUAUAAGGGAAUUGAAACAACCUCAUAUAGAGAAACGGUAGGAGAGGAAACAACUCCAAAACCAUUAAUUUAUGAUACUACCGCAAUGAAAGAAGAAUCUAUGGAAACUUCUACAUAUAAAGGAAUUGAAACCACCACAUAUAGAGAAACGGUAGGAAAGGAAACAACUUCAAAACCAUUAACUUCUGAUACUACUGCAAUGAAAGAAGAAUCUAUGGAAACUUCUACCUAUAAAGGAAUUGAAACAACCACAUAUAAAGAAAUGGUAGGAGAGGAAACAACUCCAAAACCAUUAAUUUCUGAUACUACUGCAAUGAAAGAAGAAUCUAUGGAAACUUCUACCUAUAAAGGAAUUGAAACAACCACAUAUAAAGAAAUGGUAGGAGAGGAAACAACUCAAAAACCAUUAAUUUCUGAUACUACCGCAAUGAAAGAAGAAUCUAUUGAAACAACCACAUAUAGGGAAACGGUAGGAAUGGAAACAUCUUCAAAACCAUCAAUUCCUGACACUACUGCAAUGAAAGUAGAAUCUAUUGAAACAACAACAUAUGGAGAAACUGUAGGAGAGAAAACAACUCCAAAACCAUUAAUUUCUGAUACUACUGCAAUGAAAGAAGAAUCUGUGGAAACUUCUACCUAUAAAGGAAUUGAAACAACCACAUAUACAGAAAUGGUAGGAGAGAAAACAACUCCAAAACCAUCAAUUCCUGAUUCUACUGCAAAGACAGAAGAAUCUGUUGAAACAACAACAUAUAGAAAAACGGUGGGAGAGGAAACAACUCCAAGACCAUUAAUUUCUGAUACUACUGUAAUUAAAGAAGAAUCUAUGGAAACUUCUACCUAUAAAGGAAUUGAAACAACCACAUAUAGAGAAACGGUAGGAGACCAAACAACAAAAGGAAUUGAAACAACCACAUAUAUUGAAACUGUAGGAGAGGAAACAACUCCAAAACAAUUAAUUUCUGAUACUACUGCAAUGAAAGAAAAGUCUAUGGAAACUUCUACCUAUAAAGGAAUUGAAACAACCACAUAUAGAGAACCGGUAGGAGAUAUGGACACUUCAACCUAUGAAGGAAUUGAAACAACCUCAUAUAGAGAAAGGGUAGGCGAGGAAACAACUCCAAGUACAUUUUCAAUUGCUACAACUACGCAAAAAGAAGCUGUAACAAGUAGGCAGACAGUAGAACCAGAAACUACUACAUCGAAACUUCUUGAAACUACUACUGCAAAAUUAAGCACACCCAAAGAACUGGAGGAUGAAACUACAAUGCGUAUGGAAUCUGUGGAAACUUCAACCUUUAAAGAAGGAAUUGAAAAAACCACAGCAAUGCCAAUCACAACUCCAAUAAAAAUUGAAAUAGAUAAAAUCACCACAAUUAAAAUGUUAGAAGAAGCGACCACUAUGAAAUAUGGAACAACGCUCGUAACUCCUGAAGAAACGGAAAUAACAACUCCAAUUGUGGGUGCGGAUACAGCUGCUACCACACCAAAAUUCGUUGCAACUGAUGAAAGUACCCUUAAAUAUGCAACAUCAAAAGAAGUCGAAACUUCAACUUAUGAAGAAGGUCAAUUGACGACUUCAAGAUUUAUGGAAACUGAUCAAUUUACCACCACACCAAGAAGUUUAGAAAAAGAAAUUACCACAAUAGGAAAAGAAGUAUCACUCGAAACUACUACCAGUGUUAAGGAACUUCAGAUACCCGAAAUAGAAAUGAGUACUUCGAAAACUUACGAAGCGAAAGACUUAACUACAAUAAAAGUAGUUGAAGAAGGAACUGUGACAACAACCCCAAAGCCAAUUGAGUUGAUGACUCCUGGUAUAGCACAAGUGGAAACUACAACUUUGAAAAUGUUUGUAAGUGAAGGAGCUACAACACCUGCAGCACUUGAAACAACAACGUUAAAAACAAAAUUGGAUGAAACUACAGAAUAUGAAAUUACCUCACCGAAAUUAGAGGAAACUACAUUAAAAUCUACGACUCUUGCCAAGAAAGAAAUGGAAACGACAACUACAUUGAAACAACUUACCACCAUUGGUCAAGAAGUAGAAGAAACCUCUACAUUUAAACAAAUGGAAAGCACUACAGCUCCGACUAUGUUAAUAGAAGAAACAACCCUUUUUGGUAAAGAAUCCACCACUAAGGAAGAAGGAAUUGAAACCACUACGAAAAUUUCUGAUACUGUAGAAACUUCAACUUAUAGAGAAAUUGAAACUACAUUGGCAGGAGAAACAACCACUUUAGCAAAAGCACAACCUGAAGAAAUAACCACUUCUAAAGGAACUGAAACCACAACAACUGCAGAGAAGGUUUAUGAAACUACUACUUCCAAAAUUUACCCAACUGAAGAGCCAACAACAUUUGAAGGUGUGAAAGACAUUCAAACAACUACUGUAGAAAUACCAACAAGUCCUUUUGCUAUAGGUAAGACUACAUUAGAAUUGGAACGUCCGACUACGACUACAAAAUACGUUGUCACCUAUGAAACAGAAGCUACCACUUCCAGAGAAUUAGAAACAACAAUUGAAGUGGUUACCAAAGAGAGUAAAAUUGAAGAUGAAUUUACUACAACUAAAUCUGUUAAACAAACGACUGGGUAUAUCUACGAAAUUCCAAGUAAAUUGACCACACCUAAUGAUUUAGACAAGGAGACUACCCUAAAAUCAAUAGAAACAACAACAGGUAAAAUUGAAAUGGAAACCAAAACUACAAGCGAUGAGGAAGGCUUAAUUACUACUGCUAAAGAACUGGAAUUUGAAACCACAACUCCAAAACUCACUACUGAAAUUUUGUUGGAAACAACUAGUAGCAAAGCAGUUGAAGGUACUACAGUAGAAAUACCUCAAGAUUCAAUAGAAACUACACUCCAAGAUAUUUCAGACUCCACUACUAGGGUAAGUGAUGUUGAAAAAAUCACUGUUACAGAAAUAGAGGCCACAACACUUGGUAGGAAAGAAAUAACUGAUACCACUGCAAAAAUACCCGUAGAAAUAACUACAUUGAAAGCAGAAGAAACCACAAUAUCAGGAGCAGAAACUACAAUUGGUACAAGCGCUGAGUUUGCAACUACUUCUAAAAUAACUUCAACACAAAUUCCUGUCGAAGAAACUACUGAAAGUGGUAUAAAAACAUCUUUAGUAAGCAGAGAUAUGACAGAGAGCACUAUCGGUAUAACUACCGAAUUUGCAACAACAAUUACCAUUCCAAAGACAGAAGUUGAAACAACAACCGAAGGACUUAUUAAGAAAACAACUUUACCGGAAACAACAAUUCCUGAAGGUAAAGAAACUCUUUCUUCUGAUGUUUCUACAACGAGAGAAGUUGAAGUUACAACAUCUGCAACUUUACCUGGUAAGACCACUUUAAAAGUAGAAGCUGGAGUCGAAUCUACUACACCAGAUUAUAUAAAAGCCACUACUACAAAGGAAUUUGAAACUACUACAUCUGGAGAAAAAGAAUUCGAGAAAACUACGGAAACAAAACCUACAACUGAAAGCUCAGCAAUGAAAACUACUGCUAAAGAAGGUGAAACAAAAACUUCUGCCGAAAUGGAAACAGUAACAAUGUCUGAAACUACAACAGAAGUGUAUACAAAGGAAACUACCCUAAAGGGAGUGGAAACAACAACAAUUAGAAAAGAAACUACAGAAAGUUCCUUAAAAGAAACUACCUUUAAAGAUACAGACAUUAAAAGUUCAACAACUGAAGGUUUAGUAGAAGAAACCACUUCCAAAGAAUUUAAAACUACAACAUUUGAAGAAGUAUAUGGUAAAACCACACUUGGUACUGAAACGGAAACUUCCACAAAAGGUUAUGCUCAAGAAACCACAUUAAAGGAAUUUGAAACAACAACAUAUGAAAAGGAAAUAUCGACGGGCGAUAAAACUACCUUAGGUAUCGAAAUCAUAACUUCAACUCAAGGAUUUACAAAAGAAUUUGAAGAUACAACAAUUUCAGCUAAGGAAGGAACAACUGAAAAGGAAUUUGAAAAAACUACUAAAUCGACAGGCGAAGAAACAACUGAAAGGGAAAUUGAAGCUACUUCAAAAUCCACAUUGAAAGAUAAGGAGACUACAAUUAGUGGAAUAACAGAUAAAACAGAAGAAAUCUCAACUACGUAUUAUACACCAAAAACAGAAACGUUAGAAACUUCUACUACCAUAUUUGGAAAGACAACUGGUAUUCCUUAUGUCACAAGUGGUUUACCUUCUACAAUCCAACCAGAAGCCAUAGAUACAACUACUUCCACAGCAACGCGACAAAAACCAACUACAUUGGUUUCAACUCUCGAAUCUGAACAAACAACUGAAAGUUCCACUAUAGGCUCUGAUGGUGAAACGAGUUCAAUUCCACUUGAAACAACGACCAUAAAGUCAGAGGAUUACGAAACUAGUUCCGAAAUUUCUAAAUCAACAAUUGUUCCCUUAGAAACAGUUACCGAGUAUUUAGAAACAACAACUGUAGUACCAGGAAUUGCAAAAGAAUCCUCCACAAUAACUACAGACUAUCCUACCACCACUGUUUCAUCUAAAGAAUCAAGCGAAACUGCAAUUAUUACUGAGGAACAGAAAACUACUCCUUCUUUCCAAGACUAUACAAAAGGAACUUCAGUCAUUACAGAGUAUCAAACUACCGCAGCUACUACUAAAGAGCUGGCAACAGGUUCUGUUGCAACUCAAAAUAUAGCAGAUACCACAGAAUUUUUGUCCAAAAUGACUCCCUACACAGAAACUGCCGAAAUCACUACCAUGCCAUCAAAAGAAUCCACUAUUCAAUAUGGUAAAACUACUGGUAUUCCGUAUAUAACAGUUACUUCCAUACCUGCUAUUAUGGCAACUACAACAGAAAGUAUUGAAAAGGAAACAACCCCAGAACCAAAAUUGGCAACAUCUAGUGAAUCUGUAAUGGAAAUGAAACCCAAAAAACCGGGACCAGCUUACACCUACUUACCACCAAAGAUACCUUUUGAAUAUUCCACAUUUAAACCAAUUGAUCGAAUUGAUGAAGAAAUUACCAUGGUUGCACAGGUGGAAAUAACUACACAAAGCAGUGCAUCUAAAAUACCAACCAUUAGUACAGAAUCAAUAAAGGACAGUGAUAAGACUACUCCAUCAACAAAACCUUAUACUAUUUCACCCACACAGGGUAUAGAAACCACUACAGAAUCCCUGAUUGGCAAAGAAACAACGACACAAUCGCAAUACUUGAAGCCUGAAACUCUAGAAACAACCAAAUCUAGCUCAACAACAUAUGAAUCGUCAACUUUGUCAACGGACUCAGAAGCAUCUAGUCCAUAUGAAAUAACUAAGACAACAGAAGCUUUUACGGAAAAAGAUUUGGAAGCAGGUGUUACAACAGCAAAACCAAAAGAGUUUGAAACUACAACAGUAACUGAAAAGGUAACUGUCCAAACAACAACUGCAACCAAAGAAAUUGGCACAACUUCUGAAAUAUUAGCAACUACUUCUUCAGAAUUAGAAAUGCCUACCACUAAAGCCUCUACAGAGCCCACAAUUAAACCCCUAGAUACAACAAUACCAACAACCGAAACAGCCUCGGACUCCCAAUAUGAAACGUCAACUAAAUCAUUUAAAACUGAAACAUCUGUAACUGAAAAACCAGCUGUAGAACCAUUUGACACAUCGGAGGCUUAUGAUGCAUCGACCAGUAGGAUUUCAACAGUAGAAUAUGAAACUAAAGCAACAACACAAAUAACAGAAUCUACUGACGAACAAAAACUUAAAACCGAAUAUACCACAACCGUACUUCCUGAUGAAGCUACCGGAGCUACUACUCCAUCUUUUAUAAUGACAAUACCAACGGUAAAAGUUACUACUUCUGACCUAGAGGCCACAACUAAAACAGAAACUUCUGUUUCAACAGAAGCUGCAGAAACCAAAACCACAACCGAAAUUUCUUCGGUAAUAGAAAAAUCUACACAGGUAACAUUAGAAGACCUCUCAACAGGUAAGACAACUAAAACUUAUGAAGAGGAGACCGAAAUUACUAGUCAAAAACAAGAAACAACUACUUCAGUGCCUAUAAUAAUGGAAACUGAAACUUCUACAGAGACUUCUGAAUUGACAACCACCAUUUAUAAAGAUACGGUUCAAACAAAACCACAAAUUUCCGAAGUAACUGAAACUAUGGAAAUUGAAUAUACAACAAAGUCUUCGGAAGAUCAAACCACCGAAAAAGCACAGCAAUCAACAGUGACAUUCGAAAGCACUGACUAUACAACUUCGGAAAUCUCAAGAACUUCGGAAUCAAUGGAAACUACUUCGGAAAGCAAAUUGCCUACAACCGCUUCACCAGUCAUUGCCGAAAUAACUGAAACAAUGAUAGGUGAUUUUACAAAAAUACCCACAGAAGUUGAUUUGACUACUACAUAUGGAGAUCAGAAAGAAGGAGAACUAACCACCGAAAAAGCAAAGGAAGCCACAGUGUCACAUGAAGGAGAGGAAGGAAGUACUACAACUGAAUUCAUAACUACCUCAGAUCAGGAUAAAACAAGAACUACACUUAAGGAAGCUACCACGAGUCUUAGUACUGAAACAGUAAAGACAACAACAGAAGGUAUUUCUUAUGAAACGACAACAGUUGUCGAUAAAACCCCUGAAAAGGUUUCACAAAUUCCCACAACAGAUAUCGGUGUAACCACAAGUAUCCCCACUGAGAUUUAUCAAGAAACAACAACCGUCUAUGGUAAAUCUACUGGUAUACCAUAUAUAACGACCACUCCUUUGACUAUCGUAAUGGAGGAAACGACAUUGUCGGGAGAAAUUACUAUGGCUACAUCGCCAAAAUCUACAGAGAAAUUCGAAACAACCUCUGAACUGGGCGAUACUGUCACUGAAGAGUUUGCAUCCAGUGAAGCGUCAAGUAGUGAGAUGACUACCACAAAAGUGGAUUUGGCUACUACUACAAAACAGGUUGAAACUACAGCUGAAAUAGGCGGUACUAUGACAGGAGCGCCAGGUAUUGAUGUAACAACCGAAAAAGAAUUGUUCACCACAAAACAGGGAGUUGAACAAUUUGAAACUACAACAAGUGUAAAUGAAAUUGGCACAACAGAAUUUGUUGAUUUGACCACCCAACAACAAGGUUCAACAGAAAUAUUAACCACAAAGAAGGAUGAGGAUAAAUAUGAAUAUACCACCACAAAGGAAGUUGGUACAUUUGAACCAAGUCAAACAACAACUAUUGCAACUCCUGAAUCAACUGGUACAGUACCAACCGCAAUAACAAUUACAGGAGAGCCAGGUGUUGAUGUAACAACCGAAAAAGAAUUUUUCACCACAAAGCAGGGAGUUGAACAAUUUGAAACUACAACAAGUGCAAAAGAAUUUGGCACAACAGAAUUUGUUGAGUUGACCACCCAACAAGAAGGUUCAACUGAAACAUUAACCACAAAGAAGGAUGAAGAUAAAUACAAAUCUACCACUCCAAAGGAAGUUGGUACAUUCGAACCAAGUCAAACAACAACUAUUGCAACUCCUGAAUCAACUGGUACAACAUCAGGUGUUAAAGAAAAAACUGAAAUUACCACCGAAAUUAGCGAGUUUUCAACUGAGACUCCAACUACAACGGAAUUAUAUGAAGUGGCUAAAGAAACAACUCAAUCCGCCAGCACUAGUGGAACUACUCAAUUUUCAGAGCCAACAACAACAACAUCUCCUCUGGAAAGUAAAACCGACAAGACUUUUGAAGAAACGGACAAACCACUAAUUGAAAAACCUUCAACUAGUAUAACAUCCAUAGAAGCUAGUACAGUGCCUAUACAGAGUUUAACAGAGGGUAAAGAUAAAUCAUUUACUAGCACCGACAUGACAACAGAAAUUCCCCAAACAGUAGUAACGAAACUUAUGGAAACCUCUACGGAUGGUGAAAAAGAAAGUGUAACGGAAACUACCAGUACUUUAGCUGCAAGUUCACAAUUACCUAAAGAAUCUCCAACUGUUGAAUCAACCACAUAUGCUUCGACUAUGGGCGAAACUGCUCAAACCAUUACUCCCAAAAUGGCAGUAAGCACACAAUACGAUAUUUCUACUGAAACUCCUCCAAUUGUCGUUGGCACUACAAAGCCGGGCGAACACGAAACUACUACCCAAAGUGCUGAGGCAACAACAACAAGCAAUGAUACUGGUAUUGAAACUGAAACCAUAUCUGAAUUGGAAACAUCUACUGUUGUCGAUAGGACAAACACACUAUCCACGACUGAAGCUGAAAUAAAGCCUAUAACGGAAUUCGAUAAAACUACACUAACAACAGAAUCAAUCUUAUCAUUCACAACUACAACACAGAAAACAGAAGUUACCUUACCUUCAGAGACACAAAUGCCAACAACAGAGUCCUCAGAAUUCUUACCAAGUACAGACAUUAUUGGAACAACAACUACUAGAAAAGCGCCUGUUACAGAAAUACUAAAGGAAACAACGGAAAUGCCAACUACAAUUUUAAGUACAGAGGAAACCACAACUCCAUCCUAUAUUUCAAUGCCUGAAACAGUUCUUAUGGAUAAAACUACACCAAGCUCUUUACCAGAGGAAACUACACUCAAAGGUGAAAUUGAACCUAAAGUUUCGGUCACAUUGCUUCCAAAAGACACCACUGAAUUACCAACAUCAACCGAGGAAACUAAAAUUGGUACCACUCCAUCUCAAAAAGAAAUUACUGAGAUGCCAACAAAAACUACUCAAGUAGCUGGUGAAACUACAACUACUCAGAUACUUUCAAAGGAUACUACCACCAUUACCAGUGAGCCAUCAGAAGAAACUACUUUAAUAUCUGAUACAGUUUCCGAAAUGCCGAUUACUACACCUUCGAGGGAAGUAAUCGAAACUACUGCAACUCAGGAAACAAUUGGUGAAACUCGUGGCACAAUUUCUCCAGAACAAAUUACAGAGAUACCAACUAUAACUGGUGUUCUUCCAGAGCAAACUACAGUAGAAACAUUGGAUGAAACUAAGGAAACCACUUUAACCCCUGAAACAACCGUUGCACCUUCAGGAGAUAGUACUGAAUUCACAACAUCCAAAUCUGAGGGAAAAGAAGCAACCGAAUUACCAACUAUAAUUACAAUUACGCCAUCAGAUGAAACUACUUUAAUUGUGCCAUCCGAAAAAACUACUGCAAUGCCUGAAACAGCCUCAAUUAUUCCAGGAAAGGAAAUAACUGAAAUGCCAACCACAACUGCAAGCUCAUUAGAAGAACAAACAACAAAAUCCUCAGUUCCUAUUACAAUGCUGCCAAAAGAAUCCACUGAAAUACCUACAACACCUGUAUUGCCAUUAGAAGAAACACCUGAGUUCUUUACAACAAAAUCUGCAGAAAAGGAACCUACAGAAAUACCAACUACAGUUACUAGUAUGCCAUCAGUUGAAACUACUUCAUCAUAUGAAAUACCAACUACAAUUGUAGCAUCCGAAAAAACCACUGCAAUACCUGAUACAGCCUCAACUGUUCCUGUUACAAUAUUGCCAAAGGAAGUAACGGAAAUACCAACGACAACUGUUAGGUCAUUAGAGGAACAAACAACACAAUCCGAAAUACCUAUUACAAUGCUUCCAAAGGAAUCUACUGAAAUUCCUACAACAACUGUUGAACCAUUAACAGAAACAACUGAGUCAUUUACUACAAAAUCCGAAGGAAAGGAAACUACAGAAAUACCGACUACAGUUACUAGUAUGCCAUCUGUUGCAACAACUUCAACAUAUGAAUUACGCACUACAAUUGUAGCAUCCGAAAAAACUACGGCAAUAACUGAAACAUCCUCAAUUAUUCCAGUUACAACACUGCCAAAGGAAGUAGCGGAAAUACCAACUACAACUAUUAGUUCAUUAGAAGAACAAACAACACAAUCCAGAAUACCUAUUACAAUGCUUCCAAAGGAAUCUACUGAAAUUCCUACAUCAACUGUUGUACCAUUAACAGAAACAACUGUGUCAUUUACUACAAAAUCCAAAGGAAAUGAAACUACAGAAAUACCGACUACAGUUACUAGUAUGCCAUCAGUUGCAACUACUUUAACAGAUGUAAUACCCACUACAAUUGUAGCAUCCGAAAAAACUACAAUAAUACCUGAAACAUCCUCAAUUAUUCCAGUUACAACACUGCCAAAGGAAGUAUCGGAAAUACCAACUACAACUGUCAGUUCAUUAGAAGAACAAACAACAAAAUCCGAAAUACCUAUUACAAUGCUUCCAAAGGAAUCUACUGAAAUUCCUACGACAACUGUUGUACCAUUAGCAGAAACAACUGAGUUCCUUACAACAAAUUAUCAAGAAAAGGCAACAUCCAAAAUACCUACUGCAGUUGAAAGUACCUUAAUUCCUGAAACAGCUACUGAAACACAAACUACAACUCUACCAAAGCAAGUAACCGAAAUACUAACUACAACUGAAACGCCAUUACAGGAAACUUCAAUAUAUAAGGAUGAAGAAACUACAGUAUCAAGUAAAACUGAUUUGCCAUCAGAAAUGCGAACUACAACUGUUAAACCUUUACAGGAAACUACAAGUAAAAUGUUUACGGAAAUAACUGAAAUAGAAUCUAAAACAACAAGCAUGUCAUCAUUCCCUACAACAAAUACCCCAGCAGAUACUACAAUUAGAAGUAGAACCGAUUUGCCAUCGGAUUAUUCUACCGACUCCUCUGAUACAUUAACUCCAACAACUGAAACUUCUAUGCUUACAGAAAUAAUCAGCGAAGUAUCUACCACAACAAGUGAAAGUAUUGAAACAACAGCAUAUGCUGAACCACUAACAACUCCACCUUCGACUAAAUUUACUACUCCAACAGUUAGUCCAACGAAAGAUACUACCGAAUUGCCUACUACUACCGUUAAUGAAUCUCUUACAACUGAACCAGACAUGGUGGCUAAAUUCCCUACCACAAUGAUACCCAAGGAAACAACAGAAAACUAUACAAUUUCCAUCGAACAAGAUGGACAAAUCUUUACCAAAAUACCAAUUGAUAUGCUAACAAAGGCAACAACUGAGUUACCACAAACAGUAGUAUUCACCACUGAAUAUGAAACUUCUGACAAACAGGAUAUGGUUACGUUAGCAUCUACAACGAAAUACAAUGAAACCACUGUGACUCUUCCCACCACCCAAGCCUCCAUCACCGAAACGAUUAAACAAUUUAAUCUAACAACCUUAACUACCUUGAAACCUUAUUACACUACACUGGUUUAUCCACAAACAUUUGAACCAAACAAUUUUACUACCGCCAGUACACUGCCCUCGAAUAAAACCGAAGUAUGUUGCAUUACGGACUUUGACUGUGACGACGACGAGACAUGCAUCGGACGACGCUGUGCUAGACCUUGUGACUAUUAUCGAAAUGUUUGUGAACAAUAUAAACCAAAAUAUCAAUACUGUCAUACCCUUUAUCACACAACAAUGUGCUUCUGUUCCCAAGCUGAUCUACUGUUCCCAACUACCACCGAUUGUCGUAUAAUAGCAGGUAACUGA
Calliphora vicina (urban bluebottle blowfly) is the source of this 14295-nucleotide messenger RNA. Its product is annotated as mucin-17-like. The coding region runs from base 1 to 14295 and encodes 4764 amino acids. The transcript has a single exon. Lineage: Eukaryota; Metazoa; Arthropoda; Insecta; Diptera; Calliphoridae. The record is from RefSeq and is a predicted model, not a curated record.